Penicillium soppii is the source of this 840-nucleotide messenger RNA. Its product is annotated as putative thiol methyltransferase. The transcript is spliced from 2 exons. Bases 1 to 840 code for a protein of 279 amino acids. Lineage: Eukaryota; Fungi; Ascomycota; Eurotiomycetes; Eurotiales; Aspergillaceae. The record is from RefSeq and is a predicted model, not a curated record. Gene Ontology annotation, molecular function: thiopurine S-methyltransferase activity.
AUGAGCGUCCCAGUGCAUACCAUCGACCCGAAGGAGGUCCAGACUCACCUAUCCCAAUACAAAGGCGACAAAUAUGUCGAAGGCUGGGCCUCACUUUGGGACAAGGGCGACAAGCUCCCUUGGGACCGGGGUUUCCCCAACCCAGCUCUGGAAGACACGCUCAUCAAGCAGCGCCCGACGAUUGGCGCCCCCGUCACAGAUGCCGGUAGACGGAAGGCCCUUGUCCCCGGCUGCGGGAGGGGUGUGGAUGUCCUCUUGCUUGCCAGCUUUGGCUACGACGCCUAUGGCAUUGAGUACAGUGCUUCUGCCAUUGAGGCUUGCAAAAAAGAGGAGAAGGAAAAUGCCAGUUGGUAUCGCGUGCGGGACCAGUCGGUCGGCACCGGUAAGAUCACUUGGGUCCAGGGCGACUUCUUUGACGAUGCUUGGUUACAGAGCAUUGGUCUGCCUUUAAAUUCUUUUGAUAUUAUCUAUGAUUACACAUUCUUCUGUGCUUUGGAGCCGUCAUUGCGACCCAAGUGGGCGCUUCGUCAUACCCAGCUUCUUGCCCCUUCGCCAGCGGGCAACUUGAUCUGCCUCGAGUCUCCCCGUCAUAAGGAUCCCCAAGCUGCGGGACCUCCAUAUGCCUCAUCGUCAGAAGCAUACGUGGCACACUUGAGCCACCCGGGCGAACAAGUGCCCUACGAUGCCAAGGGCGCCGUCAAGCACGAACCUCUGCGGGCACCAAGUAAGAAUGGCCUGGAGAGAGUGGCAUACUGGAAGCCAGAGCGCACACACGAGGCAGGCCAGGGUGAGAACGGAGUGAUCCACGACCGGGUCUCGAUCUGGCGUCGCCGGAACUAG